AGCAUCUAAAGUUCCAACUACAGAAGAGGAGUUGUUUCAAUGGUUGACGGAAGCAAAACGCGGAUGUCUCCCUCAAGAGAUUCAGAAUAGAGUAGAUACUAUUAUUCGAAAUAAAGAUGUCCCAACUAUCCGAUUAUGGGUGGCAUAUAUGUUGGAAAAGUUCCGCUCUCAACGUCUAUUUGGUUGGAGAAUGGUUGAUUUUCUCCGGCAGGCAGGUAUGAUAGUUUCAGUAAUAGAGCCAACUCCCAAACUUGAAGAUAAUACCGUGUCAUUAACUGAAACAGUAAAGGGGUAUUCUUCGAUUAUUAAAGAAGAGGAAAUUUCAGACAUUGCAAAUGCGAAUAUUAUUAACCGCGAAACAGCUGAGCAUCUAGAAAAUAAACCAAAGAAAACUUUGGAAGAAAUGCGAGCAUUAGACCGGCACCAUAUUGUGAAUUGUUAUAAUAUAACACCUGAGUCUUUGACUGAAGAAUUUAUCUCAGAGUUUGGAAAUUAUAAUCAUAUGCGCUGGUUUAGAGCUCUCCAGAAAUUACGAGACGCAGGCAUUAAUAAUGAGACGGCAGUUGAGGCUAUUACCCGUGAAGAUUAUAGAGAUGAUAGGCUCGCAACUGUUACUAGAGCCGAAAAGCAUCGAAUUUGUCUGGAGCUACUAAAGACUUGUACACCCGUUAAAGAUAUUGAUGAUCGGAAUAGAUAUAAAGCUGAUAUUGUUAAAUCGUGCUUAGAAUCACCUAAGUCUAUGAAGUAUCUCCAAGAUUUAGUACCAAAAAUGACCCGAGUUUUUGAUAAUACAGACGCGUCUCGUAGUGCUAAAAAAUCUG
This is a messenger RNA of Paraglomus occultum, 821 nucleotides long. NCBI's taxonomy places the organism in Eukaryota, Fungi, Glomeromycota, Glomeromycetes, Paraglomerales, Paraglomeraceae. The record is from the annotation of a GenBank genome assembly.